Molecule: messenger RNA, 2491 nt
Organism: Phalaenopsis equestris
Lineage: Eukaryota; Viridiplantae; Streptophyta; Magnoliopsida; Asparagales; Orchidaceae
Product: BTB/POZ domain-containing protein At1g03010-like
Molecular function (GO): protein binding
Source: RefSeq, a predicted model, not a curated record
AACUUUUCCUUCUUCCUCUUCUUCCACCUCUUCAAAAGCUUGACCUCCUCACAGGUAGGUGCAGGAGAAGAAGAAGAAGAAGAGGGAUGGGGGUCCCUACUGUUGCUGAACUGAAGCAAAAUAGUUCAGUGAAGAGGGCAGUUAGACCAAGCAUGAAUGCCAGGCAUGCCAAUGAAUGGCCCCUCACAGAGUUUGCCAGUGAUCUCACCAUUGAAAUCGGUACAUCAUCCUUCCCACUCCAUAAGUUUCCACUGGUUUCUCGUAGCGGAAAGAUUCGAAAACUCCUAUCAGAAUCUGCAGAUCCAAAGCCGAUACGAAUACAUUUUCAGCAAAUUCCCGGUGGCGCUGAAGCAUUCGAGCUAGCCGCAAAAUUCUGUUAUGGAAUCAGCAUAGAAAUCACACUUGAAAAUGUCGCCAUGCUUCGCUGCGCAGCUCACUAUCUCCAAAUGACUGAAGAAUUCUCCGAAAGGAACUUGGAGCUUCGCACAGAGCUCUAUAUCAAGGAGUCAGUCAUCACGAGCAUCAGAAACUCGAUAACCGUUCUCCGGCAUUGUGAAACCCUCCUUCCGGUGGCUGAGGAGAUCAAUUUGGUGGGCAGAAUCAUCGCCUGCAUCACAUCAAAUGUCUGCAAGGAACAGCUGAGCUCAGGACUAUUGAAGCUUGAUCAAAGCCUUCAUGUAAAGAAAAUGGCAGCAGAGACUGAGCAGGCUUCAGAGUGGUGGGGAAAGUCAUUGGCUGUUCUAAACUUGGAUUUCUUUCAGCGAGUAAUGUCUGCAAUCAAGUCAAAAGGACUGAAACAAGACACAGUUAGUAAGAUAUUGAUCAAUUAUGCACAUAGUUCUCUGAAUGGGCUCAUCCUAAAGGAUAACAGAAGUUCGUCAGAUUCUGAAGCUCGGAAGAAGAGUAGGAUCAUGGUUGAGGCGAUUGUUGGCCUGCUCCCAACUCAGUCCAGGAAGAGUCCAGUUCCCAUGUCUUUCCUCUCUGGUCUGCUGAAGACUGCAGUAAUGGCUUCAGCUUCUCCAGUUUCUAAGGCAGACUUGGAGAGGAGAAUUGGGCUGCAGCUUGAUCAAGCUAUACUUGAAGAUAUUUUGAUUCCUGCAAACUCUAAUGGAGAUGGAAAUAACCAGUUGUAUGAUACUGAUUCUGUGAUGAGGAUAUUUUCAAUCUUCUUGAAUUUGGAAGGGGAGGAGGAGGAAGAAGAGGUUCAUUUCAGGGAGAGAGAUGGAAGCUAUGAAUAUGAUAGUCCUAGAUCUCCCAAGCAUAGCUUGCUACUUAGAAUUUCUAAAUUGAUGGAUAGCUAUCUUGCAGAGGUCUCCCUCGAUAUAAACUUGAAUGCGUCGAAGUUUAUUUCUCUUGCAGAGCUGCUUCCUGCUCAUGCUAGAUUGGUUACCGAUGGACUUUACAGAGCUGUGGAUAUCUUCCUGAAGGUUCAUCAAAACAUCAAGGAAUCCGAGAGAUACCGGCUCUGCAAGGCGAUCGACUGCCAGAAACUUUCUCAAGAGGCUUGCAGCCAUGCUGCUCAGAAUGAACGACUGCCAAUCCAAAUGGCGGGACCACGCCUGCCAAUCCAAAUGGCGGUACAAGUCCUCUACUUCGAGCAAAUAAGGCUUCGAAAUGCCAUGAAUGGAAGUCAUGAUAACCUCUUCUUUGGACCUGUAAACAGCAAAUUUCCCCACAGAUCAGGAAGUGGAGUAGGAAGCGGAGCGAUAUCGCCGAGAGACAACUAUGCUUCAGUGAGAAGAGAGAAUAGGGAACUGAAGCUUGAGGUUGCCAGAAUGAGAAUGAGACUUACAGACUUGGAGAAGGACCAUGUCUCAAUGAAACAGGAGCUGGUUAGAGCAAAUCCAGCCAACAAAAUAUUGAGAUCUUUUGCUAAGAAGCUGAACAAGCUGAAUUCAUUGUUCAGGUUGAGUGCUAUUAGACCACUAAAUCCAAAGACUACUCACGAUGCCAGAUUGCUUCUUCAUAAAAGGCGCCGACAUUCCAUCUCCUGAGCUUCCAAGGAUUGUUUGAAGUAACAGCAGGUGUGUGACCAUAUUAUUUUUUAUUUUGUUUUUGGUUUGUGAAUUAGAUGGAUCUGAUUCAGUGGUUUGUUUGUAAAUGAGAAGCUUUAUUUGGUCUUUUAAAUGGGAAUUAAUGUGCAUAUCAAUUGCCCUUUGAGAAAGAUGUAAAUGAUGAAUCUAUAUGAAAUAAUGGAUUUCGUUGAUUGUUUUCAUUGCAAUAUUAGACUUACUUAGAGUUGACUGAAUAUGAAGGCUCAAGUAUUGAUGGUAAGAAUUUAUCUAACAAUAAUCAAAAUUUGCACAACAAGAAACGUGAGUCAAACAAAUACCCUAAUUUCUUGUUCCGCUUAAACUGUUUGAACCUUAUCCGCUUGAAUCAGAGUUGGUUAAGAGUUCUUAGGGCUGUAUGGUUUGCUGAAAAAUGAAUAAAGCAAAAAAGGAAUGCAAUGUAUUUGGAAUAUUUUAAAAUUAUUUGGCCGUGUAAAAUA